AUGAGUGGGAGCUUUAGUUUUAAAGAGGAAAAAAGAAAAGUAAUGGAUAAGGUUAUGAGUGGAAAAUUCAAGACUCUUGUGAAACAUAUUCUUAAAUCAAUGAAUAUUUCUUGCUUAAAAGACAAUGGUGGUGAUAAUUGGGUUGAUAUCGUUACAUCUUUAUCAUGGGAAGCUGCUUCUUUUUUGAAAGGGGAAGCCAUGGAUCCUGAUGGUUAUGUGAAAGUCAAAUGUAUUGCUACUGGCUCUCGAAGUCAAAGUGAAGUAUUCAAUGGUUUGGUGUUCAAAAAGCAUGCUGCUCACAAACACAUGCCAACAAGAUUCAAAAGACCAAAACUACUACUGAUCAAGGGUACACUAAGUGAUUCUGAUGGAUUUUCAUCAUUUGAGUCGAUGAACCACGAAAAGAACAGACUUGAUUCUGUUAUUUGGAUGAUAGAGAAGUGCAAUCCAAAUGUUAUUUUAGUGGAAAAAACCGUUUCACGUGAUAUUCAAGAGUAUAUUCUUUCAAAAGGGAUGACACUAGUUUUGGAAAUGAAAAUGAACCGGUUAGAGAGAAUUGCUCGUUGUAUAGGUUCAUCAAUCUUGUCAUAUGAUCAAUUGAGUGAUAAAAAAUUGAGACAAUGUGAUUCCUUUUAUUUUGAAAAAAUUAUUGAAGAACAUGGUGCUCUUUGUGAAAGUGGAAAGAAGCCAAGCAUGACUUUAAUGUUUCUUGAGGGAUUGCCUAAACGUAUGGGCUGCACGAUUUUGCUGAAGGGAUCUCACAGUGAUGAACUUAAAAAAAUCAAAACUGUUGUUCAGUUUGCAGUUGGUCUGGCAUACCAUUUGAUCCUUGAGAAUUCGUUUCUUCUAAAUCAGAGAAUAAUGUUUUCCACCAUUUCCCCGGAUAUAUUUGCUACCAAAAUCCCCACCGAAGAGAUCAUUCCAUCAAUCAGCAAUCAUGCUCUUGAUUUAGCAUUUGAUGAUUCAAAUAUUCCAGUUUCCAAGGAGGAUUCUAAUGAAGAAAUUGAGAUUAUCCCUAUCUUUAAGGAACCAUACAACCCGGUUUUCCUCUCAGGGUUAUCAUCUCUCACAGCUUCAUUAAAGAAAGUAAUUGCAAUUCGUUUAUUACAUACUGCUCGUAGUUUAUCCGCAUACUUUGGAUUUAAUUGUAUGAGCCCUCAUCAUCAAGAAUUACGCUCUUCUGAGGCUGUUGAGACUACUGCCAAUAUGGGCGAAAAGGUCAUUUCUGAUGAAGAGAAGACAGUUAAUGGUGAUGGAGUGAGUAAUGAUGAUUCUUUGGAGACAAACAGUAUAGAAGAAGAGAUGGAAAGUAAGGAUGAUAUGAACACAGUGUUGGAAUCUGAAAGUAUUUUGGUUUUGAUGUCAAAGAGAAAUGCGACAAAAGGGAUCAUUUGUGAACAGGAUCGUUUUUCUUGUAUCAAAUUCUACCGAUAUUUUGAUGUCCCUGUUGGAAAAUUUUUGCGGGAUUACUUGCUCAAUCAGAAGCUCAUGUGUACAACUUGUGGUGAAACACCAGAAGCUCAUUCUUACUACUAUGCACAUCAUGAUAUGCAACUCACAAUUCAAAUCAGACAUCUUCCUGCAGACAAACGUUUAGAUGGUGAAAACGAAGGGAAGCUUUGGAUGUGGAGUUUCUGUGGGAAAUGUAAACCCUCCAAUGGAAGCUUAAAAUGUACAAAAAGAGUGUUAGUUUCUACAGCUGCUCGCAGUUUGUCAUUUGGCAAGUUUUUGGAGCUUGGCUUUUCAAACCACUCUUCAUGUGAUAUAACAUCUAGCUGUGGACAUCUCUUUUACAAGGACUACAUCCACUUCUUCGGAUUAGGUUCCAUGGUUGCAAUGUUUAGAUACUCUUCGGUAUCUACUUACUCUGUGGCUCUACCACAUUGGAAGGUGGAGUUCAGUGAUUCAGUUGGGGGAGAAUUUCUGAAAAAAGAAGUUGAAGAUGUGUAUUGGGAAGGGCUUUCAGUGUUUGCUGAGGUUGAAAGCUCUUUGAAAAAGAUGGAAUUUGAGUUCGUGGGAUCAAUGUUGAAGCUUCAAGGAUCAUUGAAGAAGUUCUGUUAUGUUGAAGAGAUGCUGAACCAAGAACGUGAUCGAUUCCAGGUUGAGAUGAAGAACACAGCUAACGAUGGUGGUUUUAGGAAUAACUGGGUGUACAAGCCUCUGUGCUUAAAUCAUCUACAAUGGGAACUUCUUCUUGAAUCAUGUAUCUGGGACCACCGUCUUCAUUCACUAUUAUCAUCUGAUCUUAAAGUAGUUGACACCAAAACCAUCGAUAACAGCUUGCCAUCGAAAGAGAUCUCCAUUCAAGGAGAUUCAAAAAUCAAUACGAAUGGUGAAUUUUCUUCCUCGAUGUCUGCAAAAUUAUCCGAUCCAAACGGAUGGAUGUGGACCCCGUUCCAGAAAAUCCAAAGCUAUUACACGAACGAUCUUCAAAGAGGUUACUUACCGGAAUUCGAACCGAUCAAUAGGUACACCACCGGAUCAAAAAUAUAUAAAAAAAUCACCGAAGAGGGAUCGAAGCUUCAUUUUCCGGUGGGUCCCGGGAACAAUUACAUGGUAUCGGAUUAUGAAGAGGAGUUAUCAAGUAUAAUCGCGUGUGCUUUGACUUUUCUGAAAGAUCAAAAUAUCUCACCGGAAGGUCAGGGUGUCACCGAUCGGAAUAUAGAAUCACAUUUUUUCAGCUUUGAUGGACUCGAAUUGUUGGAUUCGGUGGAUUCUUCAAGGCAUCUUCAUCCGGUGGUGUCGAUGGGCCGGUUAACUAACAAGGUUAAAUACUCGGUGGGUUGUUUAUAUGUGAAUGAAUUUAUGGAUCUUAGAAGUCGGUGUGGUUUAUCGGAACUGGAUUUUAUUGCCGCCUUAAGUCGGUGUAAACAUUGGGAUGCGAAAGGUGGAAAAAGUAAAUCUUUUUUUGCUAAAACUCUUGAUGGCCGGUUUAUUAUAAAGGAGAUUAAAAAGACAGAGUUUUAUUCUUUCUUGGAAUUUGCUUCCAAUUAUUUUGGGUACAUGAAGGAGUGUUUUAUGGUUGGGAAUCAGACCUCUCUCGCAAAAAUUCUGGGGAUUUAUCAGGUAAAGAAGAGAAAGAGUGGUGUGAAACAUGAUCUAAUGGUGAUGGAGAACAUUACUUAUUGUCGAAAUAUGAUGAGACAAUAUGAUUUGAAAGGAGCUCUGUAUGCUCGUUUCAAUUCUGCUGUUGGUGUCGUGGGAGAUGUGCUUUUGGACCAAAAUUUUGUGAAUGAUAUGAAUGUUUCUCCUUUAUAUGUUAACAGAAAAGCAAAAAGAAACUUGCAAAGGGCCGUGUGGAAUGAUACCGUGUUCCUCAAUUCGAUCAAUGUGAUGGAUUAUUCGUUGUUGGUUGGAGUGGAUGUGGAAAAGAAGGAGCUUGUAUGUGGCAUCAUAGAUUAUGUGAGACAGUAUACAUGGGACAAACAAGUGGAGAAUUGGGUAAAGUCGUUUGUGGUUCCUAAAAACCAGAUGCCAACAGUAAUAUCUCCAAAAGAGUAUAAAAAGAGGUUUAGAAAGUUCAUAGACACCCAUUUUUUGAGUGUGCCUGAUGAUUGGUGCUCUCAACGCCCAUCUAACCCUUGCACUCUCUGUGCCACAGACGCAACUUCUCCUCAUGCUUGUUCACAUUCAACACAACCCUGACCUUAUGUUUGAAAGUCACCCAGCAGGCUAUUGUGUUACCUGAUUUAAACCUCCGUUCAUCAAUUUUUGGAUUAUAUAUAAGUAUUGCGUUCCCUACCUAUAUUUUGCAAUUUUGAGCAAAUUUUUGGGGUUUAGUGAUAAUUUGACUGAUGUAGUUAGCUUAUUAGGUGCAUUUGUUACAUAGUUAUUACUUCUAUUUGGGUU
This is a messenger RNA of Lactuca virosa, 3849 nucleotides long. The record is from the annotation of a GenBank genome assembly. NCBI's taxonomy places the organism in Eukaryota, Viridiplantae, Streptophyta, Magnoliopsida, Asterales, Asteraceae.